Messenger RNA from Oryza brachyantha (malo sina), 1644 nucleotides. RefSeq lists its product as uncharacterized. Gene Ontology annotation, cellular component: membrane. NCBI's taxonomy places the organism in Eukaryota, Viridiplantae, Streptophyta, Magnoliopsida, Poales, Poaceae. Gene Ontology annotation, molecular function: metalloendopeptidase activity. The record is from RefSeq and is a predicted model, not a curated record. The transcript has 9 exons. Bases 302 to 1399 code for a protein of 365 amino acids. Gene Ontology annotation, biological process: CAAX-box protein processing.
UGCUGCUGAUUUGCAAAGGUAGUAAAAUACUAUACUACUCCUCUAGUAAACCGAGGUAGAGAGAGAGAGAGAGAGUUUUGCAUAGCAAAACCAGCUGCCACUAGAAAACUAAUGGCGGAAAUGGUUUGCAUGACUUGUCCUAUGCUACGGUAGGAAGGAGAGAAUAUAUAUCCGAUCUAUCCUCUUACCACUCUGCUCGAUCUACGUGGUAGAAUAGAAUAGAAUCACGUAUAAACACGAGAGAGAAAAGAAAGGGCAGCGCAGAAUCGAGUCGAAUUGCUAGCAGCUAGUGAUUUUGUGAAUGGAGCUGGCACCCUUUGCAGCAGCGGCCUCCUCCUCCUGCAAGCCCAGGCUCACCUACACCCACUGUUCCAUCAGCUUCUUCUUCGCCCCUCGGGCUCGCAGCUGGAUCCGUGCGGCGGCUGAGGGCCAGGGCCAUGGCGACCAACGGAGGAGCGGCCGCCUGGCUGCCGAUGGCCCCAGGGUCGUCGAGGUCGCCGCCCCACCUGUCACCCCCGUGGUCACCGGCAGUGGCGGGGGCUUCGCAGCCCGAGACGCGGAGCUGGCCAUGUGGGAGAGGCUGGGAGCGGUUGUCAGGCUCACCUAUGGCAUUGGGAUUUAUGCUGCCAUGGCACUGACUGGGAGAUUCAUAUGCCAGAUGGCUGGAAUAGACUGCACGGGGGGCUUCCAUCCAUCUCUCUCUGCACUUGUUGACGGACUCGGAUACGCAGCUCCGCCAAUCAUGGCUUUGCUGUUCAUCCUCGACGAUGAAGUUGUCAAAUAUUCACCUCAUGCUCGCGCCAUCAGGGAUGUGGAGGAUGAGGAGCUUCGCAGCUUCUUCUAUGGCAUGUCACCAUGGCAGUUCAUUCUCAUUGUAACUGCUAGCUCAAUUGGAGAGGAACUAUUCUAUCGUGUUGCCGUCCAGGGUGCGUUGGCGGAUAUUUUUCUGAGAGGCACAGAGCUUAUGAAAGAUGCUCGAGGGAUUGCAUCACUGAGCGGCAUGGUGCCUCCAUUUGUUCCGUUUGCUCAAACGUUUGCAGCAGCCAUCACUGCGGCUCUUACAGGAUCGCUCUAUUACGUGGCUACUGCUCCAAAAGAUCCUACCUACGUGGUGACACCAGCAAUGCGUUCAAACACUGGGCGGGAGAAUCUCAAAAAACUAUUUGCAGCUUGGUACGAAAGGAGGAAAAUGAGGAAGAUAUAUUCCCCUCUUCUCGAAGGAAUCUUGGCUUUCUACCUUGGCUUUGAGUGGAUACAGACCGAUAAUAUUCUUGCACCUAUGAUCACCCACGGCAUAUACUCUGCCGUUGUUCUUGGUCAUGGAUUGUGGAAAAUACAUGACCACAGGAGAAGGCUACGGCAAAGGAUUCAGGAAAUCAGACGGGAAGGGACAAAUUGAGACACGUCGUAAAAGAUCAGAUAGCUAGCUAGCACCACUUUUUGUCAUGGAUGGCAAAACGGGAUGAUCAGAUCACAACACCCUUGUACAAUACACCCGACAAAUUUUGAUGAUAGGCACGUACGUAGAAGAUAGAAGAUUAAGUCAACAUGUACAUAAAAAUGUAGUAUACAUAUAGCAGCAAUAUUUACUACAGAUAUUUGUGGCUUCGAGCAAACGAAACUAAUGAGCACCUGUGUUAGAUA